Hypanus sabinus (Atlantic stingray) is the source of this 579-nucleotide messenger RNA. Its product is annotated as C-type lectin domain family 4 member M-like. The annotation marks the transcript as partial. The transcript has 4 exons. NCBI's taxonomy places the organism in Eukaryota, Metazoa, Chordata, Chondrichthyes, Myliobatiformes, Dasyatidae. The record is from RefSeq and is a predicted model, not a curated record.
AUGUCAACAAUAAUAAACCAAUCCCAAUACCGAGGAAGAGGGAGUGUCCCACUCAAUUCUGUGUUUCUCCCGUGUUUCACAGAACCAGCUUGGCUGAAGCCCUUGGGAUCAAACUGGAAUAAGGUGGCCCUGGCCCUUCUUGGCCUCUGCGUGGCCCUUGCUGUUAUAGCCCUGGUGUUGUACAUUGAGGGCUCCAGGCUGUACCGCGAGGAAACGGGCCAGCUGGCACUGAGCAACGCCCUUCAGCAGAAGAGCAGCCAGCUGUGGGAUUCACUCAGGCUCCACCCCGGGGGCAGCCUGUGCUCAGAUUACCAGCAGAUGUUCACCCACUGGCUCACUGCCUUCUGCAGGCUGGCAAACUGUACCAGCCAGCUGUGCCACAGGCUCUGGAGCUACUUCGACGGCAGCUGCUACUACUUCUCCAGGGCAGCGGAGGACUGGGCGUCCGGCCGGCAGGAAUGCAUCGCGCAGGGCGCAGAGCUGCUGGUGAUCCGGAGCAAGCGGGAGCAGGUCCUCAACUCCCGGCAAAACCCUUCCCAGCUUUCUCCGCUCUCUUCCAACCUUAUUGACAUCUUUCAG